Molecule: messenger RNA, 1609 nt
Organism: Octopus sinensis (East Asian common octopus)
Lineage: Eukaryota; Metazoa; Mollusca; Cephalopoda; Octopoda; Octopodidae
Product: heparan sulfate glucosamine 3-O-sulfotransferase 1-like
Exons: 3
Coding region: 303-1313 (336 amino acids)
Molecular function (GO): [heparan sulfate]-glucosamine 3-sulfotransferase activity
Source: RefSeq, a predicted model, not a curated record
AUAAGUAGCUGCGAAUUAUCGGUGUCACAACGCUGUUUCCGUUACUCGCUGCUUCGAUGACAAACAUAACCAACUUCAAGGAAGAAGCCAGAGAAAGCGGCUGCCUGAUUGCGUAAAGAAAGGAAAGCAAUAGAAUCUUGUUCUUGAUCAGCGUAUGGUAGAGUGUGUGCAUGUGUGAGUGAGUGAGAGAGGAACAGAGUGAACGUGUCGGAGACAAAGACCCGGAAUAUGGAUGGAAGUAAGUAAGUUUACCGAGCCUCCUUGACAGUUUUUAUUGCUUCUUUUUUGACUCGCUGGUCAUCAUGUUGCCAGCUAAAUGUUUACGACUGGUACCGCUACAACGACGAAAUCUCAUCCCAACGUUAUUGUUCUGUGCAAUAAGUGGAAGUGUUCUGUAUUUGAACUCUUACUUAACUUUCUCUACUUUGUUCGGUGGCGACAAAAUCUACAGAAGUGGUCGCUGGUGGGUGGACAAGCUUCCGUCGUCUUUAUUAUCGUUCAAAAAUCACUCUUCCUUGAUUCAUACUGAACAACCACGCGUACGUCACUUCCCGCACUGUCUUGUGAUUGGUGCUUCGAAGGCGGGCACCAGAGCAGUGCUAGAGUUCAUUAAUAUGCAUCCACAUGUGGUAAGACCAAUAAAUGAAGUUCAUUUCUUUGAUAAAAGUCACAAUUACAAAAAAGGAUACAGAUGGUAUUUGCACCAAAUGCCAGAAUCGCUUCCCCACCAAAUUACAGUCGAAAAGACAGCCAUGUACUACGCAGUGUCGGAUGUACCUUUCAGGGUGCAUCAGAUGAACAGCUCUAUAAGACUUAUACUUGUCGUUAGGGAACCAUUUAGUCGAGCUUUAUCAGAUUACCUCCACAUGCGGGUUUCCUAUAACAAUCGUGGUUUGAAAUACGAGAGCUUUGAAAAUAUGGCUGUUGAUGAAAAGACAGGCAAUUUAGACCUGGACUUUUAUGCUAUCCAGCGUUCCCAAUAUCAUCAUCAUUUAUGGCGCUGGAUGGAGUAUUUUCCACUAUCACAAAUACACAUUACAGAUGGCGACAUACUAAGAACAGAACCUUGGACUGAAAUGCAAAAAAUUCAGACCUUCCUUGGACUCCAGGAGUUUUACAAUAGCAGCCUUUUCUUCUUUGAUAAAUCCAGGAAGUUUUAUUGUAUUAAAAAGGAAACAAUUGCAUGCUUACAAAAAUCCAAAGGAAGAAAGCAUCCUACAGUUGAUAAGACUGUAGCAGAAAAGCUUCGUGCUUAUUUCAGAAAGGAAAAUGAAAAGUUUUUCAAUUUAACUGGACGAAGAUUUCCAUGGUAAACUGUGCAAAUGCUUUGUAAAACAGAGCAGAUGCGAUAAAACUUAGUAAGGUAUCUAUCUACCUUAUAUAAUAUAUGAAAUUUGCUUACGUUUAAAGGUAGCCCGGUGAUUUUUUUCUCCACUGUACUGAUGAAGCAGUAAUUCAUGAAAUAAUUUUUGGAGUGAUGGAAAAGAAUCUCAAAACCAAAUCAAGAUUUUCCAGAAAUUCAAGCAUACAUUCUCUUUCUGUUAAACUAAUCUUUCAGAUGACUGAAUUAGAGAGAAUUACAAUUAUCUAAACUGUUGCACCAGAUUAU